Messenger RNA from Plasmodium yoelii, 1047 nucleotides. RefSeq names its product serine/arginine-rich splicing factor 12, putative. Bases 1 to 1047 code for a protein of 348 amino acids. NCBI's taxonomy places the organism in Eukaryota, Apicomplexa, Aconoidasida, Haemosporida, Plasmodiidae. The record is from RefSeq and is a predicted model, not a curated record. The transcript has a single exon. Gene Ontology annotation, molecular function: RNA binding.
AUGGGACCUCAUUCAAGCCAAAGGCCACAACCUAUGUCCCUUUUGAUAAGGAAAUUAAAAUUUAAUACUUCACCAUCUAUGGUUAGAGAUAAAUUUAAAAAAUUUGGAGCAAUUAAAGAUGUAUAUUUGCCAAUAGAUUAUUACACAAAAGAACCAAGAGGGUUUGGUUUUGUAGAAUUUUACGAUCCUAAAGAUGCUGAAGAAGCAUUAAAAGAAAUGAAUGGAACUGAAUUAGACGGAAAUAGAAUUGAAGUGUUUGUAGCUCAAAAAGGUCGUUCUGACCCUCGAAUUAUGAGAUAUAAAGAAAGAGGUGGAGGUUCAGGAUAUGGGCAUAGAAGAUAUCCUGAUAAUAGAUUAAAAAGAAGGUAUAUAUCAAAAUCGAAUUCAAGAUAUGAUUCAUAUUCUCGUGAUAAAAUGAGAAGACGUGAUCGAUCUAGAGAGAGAAUAAGAUAUAGAGACAGUUAUGAAAGGAAUAUGGGGAAUAGUUAUAGAGAUAAAAAAAAUAGUUAUGUUAAAAAUUAUAAUAGAUAUAGAAGUAGAGAUUAUGAUAGAAGCCUUAGUAGGGGGCGUAGAUCUAGAGGUUAUAGACAUGAUAGUCCAAAAUAUCGAGAGAAAAGAAGAUAUAAUCGAAGUGUUAGUAGAAGUAAUGAUAAAAAUAGUAAAAAUGGUAAAAAUAAUAGAAGGGAAUAUAAGUCAAAGUAUAGUAAUGAAAGAUAUAGUAAUGAAAGAUAUAGUAAUGAAAAAUAUAGCAACGAAAAAUAUAGUAAUGAAAAAUAUAGCAACGAAAAAUAUAGCAACGAAAAAUAUAGCAAUGAUAGAUAUAGUAAUGAUAGAUAUAGUAAUGACAGUGCUAAGUCUAGUAAACACUCAAGAAAGCAAAUGGUAUCAAAAUCAAUUUCAUUCAAUACUGAAAAAGAUGAUGAAAAACGAAAAAAUGAUAAUACAGAGGAGAGAGGCAAUUCAAAAGAAUGGAGAGAAAGCAAAGAUCUCGAUAAAUCUGUUGGUAAUAAAAAUUCAGUUAAUAGUCAAGAUGCCGAAUCGAAUUAA